Molecule: messenger RNA, 1170 nt
Organism: Hansenula anomala
Lineage: Eukaryota; Fungi; Ascomycota; Saccharomycetes; Phaffomycetales; Wickerhamomycetaceae
Exons: 2
Coding region: 1-1170 (389 amino acids)
Biological process (GO): DNA repair; DNA alkylation repair
Cellular component (GO): nucleus
Molecular function (GO): dioxygenase activity
Source: RefSeq, a predicted model, not a curated record
AUGACAGAUGCUAAGCUCUCUCACUUAAAAUUAUCAUUCCCAGAAGCUGAUGAAUCCUCUUUAUUGGAGCUAUUAAUAAGCUGUGAUGGUUCAUUACCAACUGCUGAAUCUAUUCUUUUUGAAUCGUUCCCUAACGCAAAGAGAAGAAAGAUAAACAAUCAUUCCAAACAAUCAAAUUCAGGAGUUGCUAAAUCAAGUAACACAACAAAUGUGAAUAAACCAGUUUAUUUAUAUUCAAAAGAAGAUAUAGAAACAACAGUUCCAUAUUCAACUAUUCAUUAUGAUUUUUUGCCUAAAGAAUUAGCUGAUAGCUUACUUGAAACAUUAAUCAAAGACAAAAAGGGGUUUCAACCGCAAGAGUUUUAUCUAUUUGGUAAUAAAUGUGUUUCAAAUCAUAUGUCUAAAGUUUAUGGAUCAAGUACUAGUGAUGAAUUAUACUAUAAUGGUAAAAAAUACAAGUCAAGAGAUAGAUAUUCAGAUUCAAUGAAAAUGACACAAUUAUUGAUUGAAGAUCAAGUUAAUAAAGAAUUAAAAGAGCGACCAAGUUUACCAUUCCAAUCUGAUAUCCCAUGGAGAGGUGAUUUAGCAGUUUCAAAUAGAUUCAAUUCAAAAUCAAAUAAUCUUGAUUGGCAUUCUGACAGAAUGACAUACAUUGGACCACAUUGUGUUAUUGCAUCUUUUACAAUAGGUGCUACACGAGAUUUCAGAAUUCGGAAACAAUAUAAUGACCCAAAUUCAAAAUUUAAUACAAUGUAUGCAAUUCCAUUACCACACAAUACCUUAUUUAUCAUGCAUGCCGGCUUUCAAGAAGAAUAUAAACAUUGUAUUCCAGCUACAACUGAAUUCACACCACAUGAAAUUUCAGGGACGAUUCGAAUGAAUUUAACUUAUAGACAUUAUUUACCAAAAUUUCAAGAGAAUUUACCAAUGUGUUCAAGAUGUGGGAAUCAAAUGGAUUUAAGAAGAAGUUUCAAAGACCCCAAGACAAGAGGAAGAUAUAUUUGGGUAUGUACAGGAGGUUAUCUGGGUAAAGAAUGUAAUGGGUUCCAUUAUGCUGAUUUUACGAAAAAAUGUUUGUAUACAGAUGAUGUUGAAGAAUGCUCAAGAUGGAUUUCAAGGGAAGAUAAAGAAGCUCUACAAUGUUUUAGAGAAUCAUUAAUGAAUAAAUGA